GAGGUGGCCAGUUCUAGAGCGCUAGGCUAGGUUAGCCAACUGGAAGUGUGGCACUAUCUUUGGUUAGUCAAGAAGCUGUCGAUUCGAAGCAGACUAGAUAGCUAGGUUGUAGAGCAGGGUCUUUUUAAGCAAGCGAUUAAUUAAAGAAAACAAUCCAGCGAUUCACGUAAAAAAAUACCCGUCCGGUAUAAUAACGUUAGGCUACUUAAUAGUGUAGAUUACACACCAUGGCUGACGAAGGAUAUGUGGUGCGUAUCAGAGGUCUGCCUUGGUCCUGCUCGGUGGAUGAGGUACAGCGGUUUUUCUCAGAUUGCAAAAUUGCGAACAAUGGCACAAGUAUUAAUUUCACCUACACACGCGAGGGACGCCCCAGCGGAGAGGCCUUUGUGGAAAUGGACUCAGAGGAGGAUUUGAAGAUUGCUGUUAAGAAGGACAGAGAAACCUUGGGUCACAGAUAUGUUGAAGUUUUCAAGUCGAACAGUGUCGAGAUGGACUGGGUGAUGAAGCACACCGGUCCAAAUUGCCCUGAGACUGCUGGGGAUGGGCUGGUUCGUCUUAGAGGACUUCCCUUCGGCUGCAGCAAGGAGGAGAUAGUCCAGUUCUUCUCAGGGUUGGAAAUCGUGCCAAAUGGGAUAACAUUGCCGGUGGACAUCCAGGGGAGGAGUACGGGGGAGGCCUUCGUGCAGUUUGCUUCACAGGAUAUAGCUGAAAAGGCUCUAAAGAAACACAAGGAAAGAAUAGGGCACAGGUACGUUGAGAUCUUCAAGAGCAGCCCCGCGGAGGUGCGGACCAACUACGAGCCCCAGAGGAAGCCCAUGGGGAUGCAGCGCCCGGGGCCCUACGACCGGCCCUCGGGGGGCCGUGGAGGCUACAACGGGAUGGGCCGGGGGGGGUCCUUCGACAGGAUGCGGCGUGGCGGCUACGGAGGUGGAUCGGAUGGUCGCUAUGGUGACGGCGGCUCCUCCUUCCAGAGUACAACGGGCCACUGUGUUCACAUGCGGGGCCUCCCUUACAGGGCCACAGAGACGGACAUCUACAACUUCUUUUCCCCCCUGAACCCAGUGAGGGUUCACAUUGAGAUCGGGCCGGACGGCAGGGUGACCGGCGAGGCAGACGUCGAGUUCGCCACGCACGAGGACGCCGUGGCCGGCAUGUCCAAGGACAAGGCCAACAUGCAGCACCGCUACGUGGAGCUGUUCCUCAACUCCACAGCAGGGGGCAGUAAUGAUGCCUAUGGCAGUCCGAUGAUGGGCGGCAUGGGUGAGUCAGCUGCAGACAGCAUGGUUUCUCCUCAGCAAGGUAACCAGUCGUCGUACGGCAGUGGUCAGCUGGGAGCAGGAUACUCAGGGGGCUACAGCAGCCAGGGCAAUAUGGGAGGCUACAAUGAUUAUAUUAGGUAAGCAGGACGGAAUGAGCAGCAGUUACUAUGGCGGUGGAGGAGGAGGGAGUCGGAGUUCCAUGAACGGCCUGAGCAGCGUGGGGACUGGAUGGGGGAUGUAGUUCUGUUUUAAAACUGGCAGUUUGGAAAUGUAGUUCUUGCCUAGUCUUCUGAAAAGUUGGGGGUUUGAGCCAUUUUGGAAAUGAAGGGUAAGGGAUGUAUUUUUCACAAUUUUAUUACGUAAGGUUUAGGAUAAAGGUUGGUCACUGUUUUUUCUUACCAUCCUUGCAUUUGAGCGUAUAGACCUACACACAUCUAUGUUAGUUGGUUGGAAUACCCACAUGUAUUUUCAUUAUCAGACAGUGUGCCGUUUCUAUGUUGCCCCAUACUGAAGAGAUGUCGCUUAUCAGUUUGUGUAGCUCCCCUUGUGUUGACUCUCUUUCACUUCAGACCCACCAACGCUCAGAAAUACAUUCUGUAUAUAUCUAGAUGUUUCUCCUUACAUUGAUUCUGCAUAAAUUGAAGUGCUUUCUCGAAGUAUGAAAUAUGUGAAUGUGACAUUCGACAUAGUUAAAACUGCAUGGUUAAAGGUUUAGUUUUAUAAUGGUUGGGAGGGGGGUUAAGCUUGCUGAUUUAUACCUGGGGGAGAACUGGGGUCUGAGUUUGUGAACAUUUCUACUGUUUCUUUCUUUGUAUUCAAUGUGCACAGAGUGAGUAAAGAUGUCUCAAUGAUCAA
Messenger RNA from Osmerus eperlanus (European smelt), 2114 nucleotides. It is a transcript of the gene hnrnph1, whose product is annotated as heterogeneous nuclear ribonucleoprotein H1. Bases 228 to 1400 code for a protein of 390 amino acids. The record is from RefSeq and is a predicted model, not a curated record. Gene Ontology annotation, molecular function: RNA binding. NCBI's taxonomy places the organism in Eukaryota, Metazoa, Chordata, Actinopteri, Osmeriformes, Osmeridae. Gene Ontology annotation, cellular component: ribonucleoprotein complex. The transcript is spliced from 11 exons.